Ostrinia furnacalis (Asian corn borer) is the source of this 3092-nucleotide messenger RNA. Its product is annotated as transport and Golgi organization protein 1-like. Gene Ontology annotation, molecular function: protein binding. Gene Ontology annotation, biological process: vesicle cargo loading; endoplasmic reticulum to Golgi vesicle-mediated transport; protein secretion. Gene Ontology annotation, cellular component: endoplasmic reticulum membrane; endoplasmic reticulum exit site. The transcript is spliced from 10 exons. The record is from RefSeq and is a predicted model, not a curated record. Bases 90 to 3077 code for a protein of 995 amino acids. Lineage: Eukaryota; Metazoa; Arthropoda; Insecta; Lepidoptera; Crambidae.
UCAUUCAACGACCGAACGAUCGACUUGACAGAUGAUGUGGCCCAACGUCUUGUGAAUAUUCUAAUAAUUUUAAUUUAAUAGAAUGCAAAAUGCUUAUAUUUAAAUUUAUUUCUGUUUCUUUAUUAAUAUCCAUGUACCAAUGCCGAGUACCAGACAAAGUUUAUUGUGUCAAUGAAAAAUGUUCAGACCCUAUAUCGAAAGCGAGGACGCUAUUGUCUUACACAAGUGCCGAUCCAGACCUUAUAUCUUUUCGUGGGAACGCCGAGGCCGUGGUGUACAUGAAAUCAGCUGGGUCUAACCCAGAUUUGUGGUAUGCUACUAUCAACGGGAAAACGGGCUUUGUAAACUCCCAGUUUCUAAGAGAACAUAAAGUAAUACAAAAAACUGCUCAACUGAGGGUAUUUCCUUUAGAAUAUAGGAGGAAUACUCAGCCUGAUCUACAGCCUAAUAAAGUGCAACAAGCACAUGAAGUUAUAGAAGGAACAACAAUUUUUACUACUGAAUCUGGGGAUGCAACUACCCAAGCGGAGAGUUUCACUGAGCCCCCUGCUCCUUCCAACAGUGAUAAUGUUACUCCAUCCCUUUCUGAUUCAGUGCAGGAAACUCCGAACAGUGAUAAAAUAGAAGAAAAUGUAGCUAGAGAAGAGUCCAAUGCUAGUGGUGAACUUAAUGAGAAUAUCCCCAGUAAUCUGCCAAGUGAACCUCAAGAAACAACACAGUUGCAAAAUGAUGAAAGUAGUGUUAGUUCAACUGAAGCUAGUGUACAAAAUCCUCCAGAAAAUGAAGUGCCUCAAGAAAGUAAUAGUGAGAAAGAACCACAGGAACCGCAGCCACCACAAGUGCCCAAUGAAGAACCAUCCCCUACUGAAGUUUCGGAGACUAUUGCCAAUGGUGAGGACUCCAGCAGUCAAAACGUAGAAGCAACUGAGAAACAAGAUGUCCAAGAAGAAAUUAAAUCUGGCAAUGAAAAUAUUGCAGAACAAAACACGCCAAACCCCACUGACACUGCCACAGAAAUCAAUCAACUUGCUCCGGAAACAACAACCGAGACUAAAACUGUGCCUGAAACAAGUGAGACUACAAUUAAUAAUGUGAUUGUUGCCAAUCCUGACCUCCCAGAAGUCAUUGAAACUAAAGAUGAAAAUAGUUUAUUUGGUAGUUUCUUCGGCCAAGAAAACACUGACAAUUUAAAUGGGGUCAGUUCCACACCUUCUCCUGUUGUAGAAGAAACUCCGUCUACAACGAAAACUGAUAAUGUAAACACUGUCCAGACCACACCUCCUCCGUUACAACAAGAAACUCCACCGAGCCCUGCGGUUAUACCACCUAGUUUUCCAGAUAUGGCCAACAAUAUCUACAAUUAUCCACCUAUUCUAGCUCCCCCUUCAGAAGUAAAUGAAAUACCAACUAACAAUAAUAAUAUUAAUAGUCAGUCAGCAAGUGUUCCAGAAAGCAGUGUGUAUACAUACACCACACAGUCACCAGUAGAAAAACCAAGCACUAAUAUUAUCAACAGUUAUACCACCAGUGAACCUGAUGUUUCUACUGAAAUUCCAUACAGUGAACCGGCUGUAAAUAUUGCCGACAACCCCUCACAAAGUCAGUCUUCAUCUGAACAUACUGAAGAGGCUUCUGAACCACCACCGCCUGAUUACAGCACAAUGUCUACUGAUGCUUUAAUCGAUGAUAUAUUUACUUCAACCACUGAAAGUCCAACACCUGCACAAGAAAAUGGGGAAGGCAUUUUAUCAAACAUUUACACAACUAUAUCAGACCUCUGGCCAAGUAGCACAGAGGCACCAGCCACAGAAAGUUUAUUUAAUACUGAAUACAGUUCUGUGAGUGAAAAGAAGGUUGAUGAAGGCUUUUCAUUCGUCAAUUUUAUAAUGAGCGGCAUAAUGGGAUCAAAACCUGAAUCACAUGCAGUUUUUAUGUCUGGAGGUGAGUCCUGCUUCUCCGAAGACUACUGCGAUGGCACGUCCAACACCGGCAACAGACUGCUUACGUUCCUUUUAACAACAGCUACUUCCGUGCUGCUCUUCACCCUAGGCUACUACUACAUAGACAACAAGAGGCAAGAUGGGAAACUCAUUGGCACCAUCAAUUCCCUGCAAAGGGAUUUACUUUUUACCAGUAAGGAGUGUGAGAUCCUUAAAGAGGAGCUUGCAACUACUAAAAGCAAGCUGGCCGGCAUCGAGGACAGUUCCUUCGGGAAGGACGACAUGGUGCAAUCUCUAAGGGAAGAGAUCGACGAGCUGAAGGCACAGAACGAGAGGCUGCGUAGAUCGUUGGACGACAACGAGAAACUGCUUAGAGUCUCCGAGAAUACGGCCGGCGAGCUGCAGAAUACCCUUGGGGAGGUCGAGAAUACUCUCAGUGAGCUCUUGGGUGAGAGAGCUAACUCUGAAGAGCAGAUUGCUGAAUUGAACGGUAAAGUGCAGGCCUUUGAAGAGGAGUUGAUUUCAGUCAGUAGAGAGAGAGAUAACUAUCAGCUCAAGUAUGUGUCGGCGGAGACAGCGCUAGAGGAAGCGAAGAAACAAAACGUUAAGCUGGAAGAACUAACACAAAAGUUAUCAGAGUCUAACAAUACGAUUGAAUUGCAAAAGCACGAAAUCACUGCUCUCAAAGAGGCAUUAAAAGACGUGAAAAAUGGACUUUCCCCAAAUAUGGACGUGUCGUCGCUAAUAGACCACACCGAAAUCAAAGCUAAACUAGCCAAAGCGUUGGAAGAGAAGCAGUCAUUUGAAAAGAAAUUUGAGGUGGAAUACAAAGAAAGGAAGCGGCUGAGUGACGAGCUAAGUGUAACUCAAGAAUCGCUCCAAACAACCAGCCAGCAGGCAACCGAGGCGUUGACGAGGCUGGAAGUGCUUGGGAAAUACUUCCAGGAAAGAGAAACUGAACUUAUGAAAGAGUUGAGCACCAAAGAAUCCCUUUGGCUAAGCAAGCAGGGUGAAUCUGCGAGCACCGUAGAGAAAAUUGAACUUCUACAGCAGGAGGUUCAAAGGCAUAAAGAAAAAUGCGAACGCUGCAUUCUUGGCAACACGAGAACAGCCAGUCGUUCCGCGCGUGCAACUUGAUCCAUCUGUUCGUAC